This is a messenger RNA of Gracilinanus agilis (Agile Gracile Mouse Opossum), 942 nucleotides long. RefSeq names its product olfactory receptor 10AG1-like. The coding region runs from base 1 to 942 and encodes 313 amino acids. Gene Ontology annotation, molecular function: olfactory receptor activity; G protein-coupled receptor activity. NCBI's taxonomy places the organism in Eukaryota, Metazoa, Chordata, Mammalia, Didelphimorphia, Didelphidae. Gene Ontology annotation, biological process: G protein-coupled receptor signaling pathway. The transcript has a single exon. The record is from RefSeq and is a predicted model, not a curated record. Gene Ontology annotation, cellular component: membrane.
AUGGCAGGAGACAAUGUUUCCUUUGUGGUGGAAUUCAUUCUCUUGGGAUUUUAUGACCUUCCAAAUCUCCAAGGAUUUCUCUUUGGAAUUUUUUUAGUCAUCUUCAUGUAUAUACUGAUAGGAAAUGGUCUCAUCGUUGUCAUAAUCAAAGUUAAUCCGGCUCUACAAACUCCCAUGUACUUUUUCCUUGGAAAUUUUUCUUUCUUAGAAAUCUGCUACACAUCAACCAUUCUCCCCAGAAUGUUAUCAGACCUUUGGACACAGAAGAGACACAUUUCAAUGCUGGCCUGUGCUGUACAGCUUUGUUUCUUUGAUAUUUUGGUUGCCACUGAAUGCUUACUCUUGGCUAUAAUGGCCUAUGACAGAUAUGUAGCCAUCUGUAAGCCUCUCUAUUAUCCAAUCAUCAUGAACAACAGGAUGUGCAACAUAAUGAUACUUGUCUCUUUCAUGAUUGUGACCCCAGUCAUGAUAGGAGAGACAUACCAGAUAUUCUCUCUGCCCUUUUGUGGUCCAAAUGAACUCAAUCAUUUAUUCUGUGAUAUGUCACCAUUACUGAAGUUGGCCUGUGCAGACAAUUCAGUGAAUGAAUUUUAUCCUCAUGUUGAUUCUGUAGUUUUUGGUUUUCUUCCCUUUUUGUUGAUACUUAUUUCCUACAUCAGAAUCAUUACUACAAUCUUGAAGAUGCCCUCAAUGGGAAGACAAAAAGCUUUCUCUACAUGUUCUUCUCAUCUUAUAGCUGUGUGCUUAUUUUAUGGGUCUGGUAUUAUUACGCAUUUACAACCCAAGUCAAACCACUCAGCUGAAAAUGACAAAGUGCUUUCUCUUUUGUACAUCAUUGUGACACCAACAUUUAAUCCCAUGAUAUACAGCUUAAGGAACAAGGAUGUUAUUACUUCUCUGAAGAAGAUCAUAACAAAGGGAUUGCUUUCAAUAAAGAAGUAA